AGAAGUUGAGGUUAUUGAGAAUGAAAAGCAUCAGAAAUUUGAGGCAUCUGUUAGGGAAAUUAGUGGGAAGGCUGUGGAGGAGAGAUAUCUUAAUAAUUUCCAGCAGUCAUCUUCAUCCGUGGUCACUGCAGAUAUGAAUAAUGGUGUUGCUGAUGUUGGUAUGUUGAGAUGGAGAGUGCAGAGAAGAUUUUAGAUUCAUUGUCUUUAAAUCGAGAGUUGAUCGGCGUGCCAGAUGUUGAGGUGUAUAAGAAGUUGUUGGAGAGUGCACAGGGGAGGGAUGCUAAGUUGAAGUCAAUAGGGUUUGAUAUUGAGUUGAAUGAGAAGCGUCGUGAUUCUCUCAGGCUGUUGCAGCCUGUUAAGCAAGUAGAUGAAAAACUGGUAGAGGAAGCACCUUGUGAACCCUUUGUCCCUCUGACAGAGGAGGAAGAAGCUGAGGUUGAUUGUGCUUUUGCUCCUACUAGGAGGAGGCAGGUCUUGGUCACCGAUCCAGGGACACGGAUUGACAUUACUGGACAAGUUCUUCAGUGCCUUAGGCCAGGUGCAUGGUUGAAUGAUGAGGUCAUAAAUGUGUAUCUUGGCUUGCUGAAAGACAGGGAAAAGAGAGAUCCACAGAAGUUUCUGAAAUGCCAUUACUUCAGCACAUUUUUUUACAAGAAGUUAGUGAGUGGGAACAAUGGCUAUGAUUAUAAAGCAGUUAAAAGAUGGACAUCCAUCAGGAAGUUGGGAUACACUCUCCUUGAGUGUGAUAAAAUAUUUGUCCCUAUCCACAAGGAAAUUCAUUGGUGCUUAGCUGUUAUUAAUAAAAAGGAUAAGAAAUUUCAGUAUCUUGAUUCACUAAAAGGAAUGGAUAUGAAAGUGCUGAGUGCCCUGGCUAGAUAUUACGUGGAUGAAGUGAAGGACAAGAGUGGAAAGGACAUAGAUGUAAGUGCUUGGGAGCAAGACUUUGUUGAAGACCUUCCCGAACAGAAGAAUGGGUUUGACUGUGGUAUGUUUAUGCUCAAAUAUGUUGACUUUUAUAGCAGAGGUCUAGGGCUUUGUUUUGACCAGAGUCACAUGCCCUACUUUCGGGUGAGGACAGCAAAAGAGAUCCUGAGAUUGAGAGCUGAUUGAUUGAACGAGUGAAUAUGCUAUUUGUAACUUCCUGUGGCUCACUAUCAUUAUUCCACCGAUGAGCUGAUAGCAGAUCUUGUAUGGGGAGAUGGUUGGGGAUUCUGCUAAUUUAAUAACAUAAUGUGGUACGCCAGAGAAUUCUCCCUAAUGACAUGGUAGAUGUGUGAGGAUGCUGUCACCUUUGUGAAGAUCUUAAGAGUGAUUGAGUAUGCUUAAGUUUUGGUUUUUAGAUUGGCUGACAGAUCAAAGAUUAUAAUCCUUGCUGGUAAGAUGAGUAAGAUGCAGGAGCAUUGAGUGGUUUAUAUUUUGUAUAUGCAAGAAUGAGGCGUUGCUUAUUGGAAAAUGUUUAGGAGUUUUGUGUAGUUUUACUUGCAUCUGGGUCUCUUUUGCUCUGCAUCUUGGUCGAUCUUUUUUGCUGGUUUACUAAGGCUCUAUCUUGAGUAUCAUAUUUUUCUGCAAUUGUAAUGAUGAAAAUUGAAAUUUAAGGAAUGAGAAAUUUCUUGUUUGUA
Molecule: messenger RNA, 1619 nt
Organism: Mangifera indica (mango)
Lineage: Eukaryota; Viridiplantae; Streptophyta; Magnoliopsida; Sapindales; Anacardiaceae
Product: ubiquitin-like-specific protease ESD4
Exons: 9
Coding region: 169-1110 (313 amino acids)
Biological process (GO): protein desumoylation
Cellular component (GO): nucleus
Molecular function (GO): deSUMOylase activity
Source: RefSeq, a predicted model, not a curated record